Brassicogethes aeneus is the source of this 804-nucleotide messenger RNA. Lineage: Eukaryota; Metazoa; Arthropoda; Insecta; Coleoptera; Nitidulidae. The record is from the annotation of a GenBank genome assembly.
AUGGCUUAUCCAUGUGGAGUAUGUGAAUAUGACUGCAAAUCUAGUUCCGUGGAAUGUAACCAAUGUAGGACAUGGUUUCAUGGAAAAUGUGUAAAACUAAGUACAGCACAAAUAAAUCAUUAUUUCGCAGAGCAGAAAAAACCUAAAGGAGAUAAAUGGAUAUGUAAUAGAUGUAGUAAUGAAGAGGAAUACACUACUGCUGACGUAAUUAGAAGAUUAGAUUUUAUGAAACAAAAAUAUAAUAAGCUGUUCUCAAAGUAUGAAGAACAAGUAAAUUUAAAUAUAAAACUUCAAGAGGAAAUUGAGAAAAUUAAUGUAAAACUGCAGGUGGAAAUAAAUAAAAAUGAACAAAUUAGGCUUUCAAAAAAUGUAAUUAUACAAGGAAUAAAGAAACAAGAUGAUAAGGAAAAAACUGCGAAUAUUAUAAAGCUUAUUGGGGAAAAACUAAAUUUAAAUAUAGAGCCUGAAAUUUCUUUUAGAUUAGGCAAAUGCGAGAAGGGAGAAGAAAAUUUGAUUAAAGCUAUACUUAAAUCUGAGGAAGAAAAGAAUGCCCUCUUGAAAACCCAAAAAGAAAAGAAAAUAAGUACUGCAGAUCUAGGAUUUGGCUAUGAUAACAAAAUUUAUAUUAAUGAAGAGCAAACUAAAGAAUAUAGAGAACUGAGUGCCAAGGCAAGAAAAUUAAAAAAAGAUGGCAUUAUUGAAUUAACUUGGUUCAAAAAUGGAAAGCUUUUUGUUAGAAAGACUAAAGACAGUCAAACUCAAAUCAUAGAAACUGAUGAUCAAUUACUCCAAUUAAAAAACUAA